CCUAUGUGAUACACAAGUGAGAUGUAGCACAUCCGGUAUAAAUUAUCUUGAUCAAAGCUGUAUAUUUUCUAAACUACAUUAGAUCUAAGUUUCAACAGAAAUACCUGUCUAUAACAACUGACAUCGUCGUGACAACAAUGUAGGCCUACACUAGCCACCUAAAGCCAAAAGUUAUAUCCGCAUAUUUGCAUCUGCGGUUCAACGAUUACGCAUUGUGUUACAUACGUAAGCCUUGUUUUGCUGUGCUUCUUGUGCUCAAUCAAAUCAAUGUUUAGGAAGUAACGCUAAAGACUCAGACGAAAACAAUAUGGCAAGUGAAGAAGACGUAUCACAGUAUUUUAGAGGUACACAUGAAGUUCAAGAAUGUCUUGAAGGUCAAGGCGAGGCACAUCUAAAAACAUACAACGCAAAAUGUACAAAAAACCCAGGACACACGCGAUUUAUACCAGUCAAAACUUUAACAUUACAACAUUUUCCUUCUGGUUACCAAGACAACGACCUGUUUGAUCUUAUCAAAGCCAUGUCUGACGUCACGGUUAGGAUAUACGCUAAGUUCACCAGUUUUGAUAGACCAGAGUUUAUAACUGGCACCACAGAUCGUUAUCCGUUUUAUGCCUCAAGGGGGAUGCACAAACUGAGGUCAGGGAGUGGGAGGGUGUAUCAUGUUGACAAGUACUCUGAAGAAAAGCACAACAUGACAUGUCCAUGUCCUGAAUGUGUGGUUUCCCCCACACCCAGCAAAGUGUGGUGGAAGGUUGGUAUACUGACAGCCAGACAUGUGGUGUUUGAUUCGAGUGAGGCUAGACAGUCCAGCUGUAGGUUGUGGUUUGAUGAGGAGAAAUGUCCAGUCGUUAAAAUCUAUGGGUGGACAUUGGAUGCGUCAGACACUGAUAUGGAUAGGUGCAGGAUGCAUUGUGUGACGCAUGACUUAGCGUUAGGUGAAAAACUGAAAGAUAUGUACAUGAAUUUUUUCCGUCUUUAUUGUAAAGUGAAGGACAAAUAUAAGUGUCAUAACGGUAUGGACAAGCUGACCAUUAUAGUGUCACAUCCACAUGGCUGUUCUAAGCAGGUCUCUAUUGGUAACUGGGUACACAAGCAGAAGUUGGAGAGAAGGACGAGAUACACCUACACCACGUGCACCUGUCCAGGUAGCAGCGGGGCUAUCGUCUACAGAGUGGGGGGUCCCUGGUCUUCAGCCCACCAUAACAGCGGAGGAACGCCUUCUGGAUUAAAUUACAGUGGCGCGUGGAAAGAUAGUACUGGCUAAUUACG
Messenger RNA from Physella acuta, 1272 nucleotides. RefSeq lists its product as uncharacterized. NCBI's taxonomy places the organism in Eukaryota, Metazoa, Mollusca, Gastropoda, Physidae. The record is from RefSeq and is a predicted model, not a curated record.